UCUCACGGUCACGGGAAUAGUGCGCACGCAUUUAUAUAUAUAUAUAUAUAAGCCUCCUUCUUGCUCAGUUGCCCCCCUGAUCAUCUGAUCCUCUCUCCACUGCCUUGUCUCACACCAUCCAUCGAUCGAUUGAUCAGUCACUAGUUACCAUGAUGAAGAAGCAGCCAUCUGUGGUACGUCUUCUCGUCCUCCUCAUCUUCCUCCUCGCACUGGCCAUCUUUCUUACCAACCACAAUGCUGAGGCCUCUCGGACACCAAAAGGCCCAGUGAAAGACGAAGUGAAGAUUGAUGAUGAAUUUCCAUCACUGCUGGAUCAUUAUCUAGAAAUUACAAGCGGGGAUGUUUCAGAUACGAUGGGGACUCCAGACAGAUGUGAUGAUGGUGACAGGGACUGCAUGAAGAGAAGGAUGAUGUCUGAGGCUCAUCUUGACUACAUCUAUACGCAGCACCAAGAGCCAUGAAUGACAUCAGGAAAGGAAUGCGCUAGCUAACUGCGCUAUGAAUUAAACAAUAUAUAUAUAUAUAUAUAUAUUGUGGACGCUUCUCUGAUAUAUCAUAUAUAUAUAUAUUGACCAUGUUAUACUAGUCCAUUAUAUAUAUAUGGAGUAUUUUCCUGCUUGCUUUAAUUAGUUGUCACCAUGGAAUGGUCUGUGUGGGCUUCAAUUCAUCCAUGGGAAAGUGAAAAAGGAAAAAACCA
Messenger RNA from Dioscorea cayenensis subsp. rotundata (Guinea yam), 697 nucleotides. Its product is annotated as putative phytosulfokines 6. Lineage: Eukaryota; Viridiplantae; Streptophyta; Magnoliopsida; Dioscoreales; Dioscoreaceae. Gene Ontology annotation, biological process: cell population proliferation. Gene Ontology annotation, molecular function: growth factor activity. The transcript has 3 exons. The coding region runs from base 150 to 461 and encodes 103 amino acids. Gene Ontology annotation, cellular component: extracellular region. The record is from RefSeq and is a predicted model, not a curated record.